UAUUUUCCCUCUGAGUCCAGAGUCCAGAGUCCAGAGUCCACCUAUUUUCCCUCUCCUUCUGACUUUCACCCUCCCUCUAUCUCUCUUUCCCCCACUCCACCGUCUCCUGUGACCCUGUCUCUUAUUUUGAGAUUUUUCUCCUCUGUUUGGGCGUUGUUUUGUACUUGGCAUAUGCUCAGUGAAAGUGUUUUUUUCUUUUAUUUAGAGUUUUUUAAUUCUUAAACCUUGAGACCCAUGUGGGUUUGAUUGGUUUUUUGCUGAUAAGAACAAGUGAGGAGGAGGAAGAGUCCGUUCAAGAAACCUCCCACCCAACCCUUUUCACCACCAUAGUUUUUCCCUCUUUUUCCUCUUUUUCCGCCGAGUGAUAGUUGGGACCUAAGCAGACAACUGAAGAAAUGACUAAAGAUGAAGACUUUAAGCUCCUCAAGAUCCAGACGUGUGUUCUCAAAGUGAACAUACAUUGUGAUGGAUGCAAGCAGAAAGUGAAGAAACACCUCCAGAAAAUUGAAGGUGUUCUUAAAGUAAGCAUAGAUGCAGAGCAACAAAAGGUCACGGUCUCUGGAAGUGUCGAUCCUGCAACUUUGAUUAAGAAGCUGGUGAGAUCAGGUAAACAUGCAGAGCUUUGGUCUGCAAAAUCCAACCACAACCACAACCAGAAACAGCAGCAGCAGCAGCAUCAGCAUCAGCAGCAGCAUCAGCAGCAGCAGCACCAGCAGAUUCAUUGCAUCAAAGAUAACAAGAAUGGCCAAGGCCAAAAGCAGGGUCUGAUGAAGGGCCUUCAGGCCUUCAAAAACCAGCAUAAGUACCCAGCAUUCAGUUCUGAAGAUGAACUCGAUUGUGAUGAUGAUGGUGAUGAUGAAGAUGAUGAUUUUGAAGAAGAGUUAAGGAUGCUCCAACAGAAAGCCAGCCGUAUUGGUUUGCUCAAUCAGCAGGCCAAUUCCAAGAAAAAUGGUUCAGUGGCCACUCACAACAAUGGUAAAAUCAACAAUGGCGGAAACGGGCAAGCUGGAAAGAAGGGUGGUGGAGGUAAUGGGGGAGGAAACCCUAACCAAAAUAUGGUUAUGGAUCAGAAGAACAUUGCAGCAGCUGCUGCCAAGAUGAACAAUGCCCAUUUGAGUGGUGGCCAUGUAAAUGCAGUUGAUGCUAGAAAAGGAAAUGAAAUCAAUGCCAUGUUAGCAGGACUACAUGGGCAUGGAGCUGGUGCUGGCCUUGGAGGGAAUGGAUUAGGGUUUCAAUCCCAGAUCAGCAAUGGCUUCCAGGGGUCUUCUGCUGGAUUCCCAGCUGCUGCUGCUGGGUAUGCAACUGGUGGGCAUCAGCCAUCAGCCACGAUGAACAACUUGCAGGGUUAUCAGUUCAAUCAUCCAUCAAUGAUGAACAUGCAGAACAGGAAUAACAUGAACUUGAUGAAUGAGGCAAGGUAUAUGCAGCAGCCCCAGAUGAUGUACAAUAGAUCUCCAAGCAUCUCUCCUAGCACUGGCUAUUACUACAAUAACUACUACAACCCAUAUCCCUACCCAAGCCCCCAACCAGACAACAAUGGUGCUUACUCUGCAACCCAUAUGUUUAGUGAUGAAAACCCGAACAGCUGUGUUGUUAUGUAAAGAAAACAUGGUCCAUUUGAGAGAAAGCAAGAGGAGGGAAGAGGAUAACUGUUGAAUUAUUAUUGCUGUUAGUAUUAUUAGUUUUGAUGGAGGGCAGUAUAUGGAUGCCUCUGAUUGAUGUAUUUUCUUUAGUUUUGAAGUAUAGGUUGUUUAUAAAGAUGUUUUUAUUUCUCUUUGCAAUUGAGUUGAUUGGUUUGUUUGGA
Macadamia integrifolia is the source of this 1804-nucleotide messenger RNA. RefSeq names its product heavy metal-associated isoprenylated plant protein 37-like. The transcript has 3 exons. Gene Ontology annotation, molecular function: metal ion binding. The record is from RefSeq and is a predicted model, not a curated record. NCBI's taxonomy places the organism in Eukaryota, Viridiplantae, Streptophyta, Magnoliopsida, Proteales, Proteaceae. The coding region runs from base 396 to 1601 and encodes 401 amino acids.